Molecule: messenger RNA, 2947 nt
Organism: Orbicella faveolata
Lineage: Eukaryota; Metazoa; Cnidaria; Anthozoa; Scleractinia; Merulinidae
Product: putative N-acetylated-alpha-linked acidic dipeptidase
Molecular function (GO): carboxypeptidase activity
Source: RefSeq, a predicted model, not a curated record
UGUUAUCCAGACGUGGGCGCGCCAAUUCCACUUUUCACGUUUAAGAUGUCGUAAUUCCAAAUCAUCUCCUUCAAAAUUCCGUGAAGCUCUCGACUUAUCGCGAAUCAAAUAUUUAUUUCGCGAUUAUUCGCCAAAAUUACCGCGAGAACGGGGCCAUCUGCAAGAAGGCGUGGUCGCUAAUUUCCAUUGCACUUUGCAUUUGGAACGCAUGCAAGCGGACCCCUUGAUGGAAAUUCCCAGGAUUAAUUCAAACUUCUUUGAAUUUGACUCUUAAAACGUGAUCCGAUGGAUAAACCUGACACUUCUUACCUGUUUGAUGCCAAAAUGGAACUACACCCGGAGGAGGAAAGCUUUGCGCAACCAACGAUUAUCGUGAAAAACAAGACUCCCUCGCGCUGUAAUGUUGUGCGGGUUGCUGCGAUAGUGGUCGUGGUUGGCCUUGUAAUUGCGGCAUUUAUCGCUGGUUAUAUGGUAAGGAGAACUGUGUCUAAAUGCAAGAAAAAUGGAGACGUUUCUCCGACUUCAACACCAGUUCCUUCGAGAAUUCGACUGCAGGACGUCUUGGCGCAAAUGUCCGCCGAGAACAUCGAACGAAAUUUGAGGAAUUUGACACUUCAUCCUCAUCAUGCAAGCUCUGCAAGAAAUACUGAAUUAGCUCAUUUUAUCAGGGAUCAAUGGACAGAUUUUGGGUUUGAUGCAAAGUUGAUCAAGUAUAAUGUACUUCUUUCUUUCCCGGAGAAAGGGAAGAUAAAUGGAGCUUCUCUUCAAGAUGGUAAUGGAACUGUCAGGUUUCAAACAGCAAAAACAGAGAAGGCUUUAGAACCCUCAGAGGAGUCACCAGAUGCGCUACCUCCAUUUAGUGGUUACUCUCCAACUGGGAAAUUUAAGGGUGACUUGAUUUAUGUAAAUUAUGGAAGAUAUGAUGAUUUCAAGUUGUUGCUGGAAAAGAACAUCAACUGUUCUGGGAAGAUUGUCAUUGCAAGAUAUGGGCAUGUCUUCAGGGGUGACAAGGUGACUAAUGCACAGAAUUUUGGAGCAAAAGCCAUUUUGAUAUACAAUGACCCACAAGAUUUUGCACCUGUACCAAAUGAAGAUCUUUAUCCCCAUGGCUGGUGGCUUCCUCGGUCAGGAGUACAGCGUGGAUCAAUCCUGAUUGGAACUGGUGACCCCUUGACUCCAAGAUAUCCUUCUAAAGAUGGUGUAUUUAGGAAAAGUUCAGCUGAAAUCAAGAUGCCUUACAUUCCAGCUCAUCCAAUUUCAGCUGAAGAUGCAGAACAGUUUCUGAGGCUGCUGGGUGGAGAGAAAGCCCCUGAUGACUGGCAGGGUGGGCUGGAUAUUACUUAUCAUACUGGUCCAGGAUUCUCUGAUAAUUACACAGACUGGAAAGUGGAAGUUGAGACCAAUAACAACCACACAAGAAGAGACAUUUACAAUGUCAUUGCUGUGUUGAAGGGAUCCAUUGAGCCAGACAGAUUAGUUUUGUUGGGAAAUCACCGAGAUGCUUGGGUGUUUGGAGGUAUUGAUCCUUCAAGUGGAACGGCUUGUAUGUUGGAGAUUGGCAAGGCCCUUGGAAUGAAGUACAAACAAGGGUGGAGACCCCGUAGAUCCAUUGUUCUCUGUAGUUGGGGUGGAGAAGAAUAUGGUCUUUUAGGAUCAACUGAGUGGGUUGAGGACAAUGUUCACCUGUUAUACCAGAGAGCUGUUGCCUAUUUGAAUGUUGACUCCCCAAUAAGAGGAAAUUACAGUCUCUUUGUUAGGGCCAGUCCACUUCUGCAUCAGGCUUUGUUUAAUGCUACAAAACAGGUGAAAAAUCCCCUCAACAGGAACCAAUCAGUUUAUGACAACUGGCUGGAUAAAUUUCCAGCUUCUGAUGGAAGAACUCCAAAGGUUCCUCCUCUAGGAUCAGGAAGUGACUAUUCUCCAUUUUGUCAGAGAUCUGGAGUGCCAUCAGCUGAUAUUAGAUAUGUUUUUGACAUGUACCGGUUUCAUAACAUCUCUUCAUACCCUACCUACCACAGUAUUCAUGAUACAUUCGCUUAUGUCAAGGAGUUUGUGGAUCCUCAAUUCACCACCCACUUGGCCAUAGCACAGGUGUGGGCGAGCACUGCAUUCCUAUUAGCUGAGACCGCUGUGCUGCCGGUCAACUGUUCGGAUUAUGCUGCGGCGCUAAAUAAGGGUGCUCUGGACAUUCAGAAGAAAUAUGGAAGUACCCUGGAACAAAGGGGGAUCUCUCUUGAAUACUUAAACCAGGCUGUUAAAAAGUUUGAAGAAGGAGCAGAAAAUAUGCAGUCGCUUAUUGAGAAUGUGGACACGUCUGAUCCUUGGUCGUUAUCCUUUAUCAAUGACCGUUUGACGGGACUGGAAAAGACUUUCCUCAACCCUGAGGGACUGCCGGGAAGGCCUCUAUACUGGCAUUCAGUUUUCGCUCCAAGCCUCCACAACUCCUAUGCCAGUGCCACAUUUCCAGGCCUCCACGAUGCUUUAAUAGACGCGGCCAGCAAUGGCUCCCAGAACAAUACCUGGACGCUAGUUAAGGAGGAGUUGUCAAAUACCAUUGUCGCUAUCGAAUGGGCCGCGCAAUUUUUGAACACUGAAGUUUAGGCAGCCAGCGUGAUUAUCGCGUGACGGUUAUAAUCGUUAUCGUAUAGUUACAGUUUAAAAAAAUAUGUAAUUUAAGACGUUUCUAAAGAAGAUGCACGUAAUUGUGUUAAAAUUAUAUAUUGUUAAUUUCAGAUGUUGGCCCCGCAUACGUUCUGCAUAGGAAAAAUAUAUCAUGUCAUCUGGUUAUUUAAUUGUUACGGUUUGUAAGUAGAAAUUGCAAUUCUGCUUCAGGGUUUUUUCAUUGUUCAAGUCGAUGUGACUGUCUUUGGAAGUUCUAAAGUUCUUUGCUUAUUUCAAAGAGAUACGCAUUAUUCAAAAAAAGAAAACUGUUUUGUGUGCCCGUUUU